Messenger RNA from Xenopus tropicalis (tropical clawed frog), 1866 nucleotides. Its product is annotated as vomeronasal type-2 receptor 26. The record is from RefSeq and is a predicted model, not a curated record. Gene Ontology annotation, cellular component: membrane; plasma membrane. The transcript has 4 exons. Gene Ontology annotation, biological process: G protein-coupled receptor signaling pathway. Gene Ontology annotation, molecular function: G protein-coupled receptor activity. Lineage: Eukaryota; Metazoa; Chordata; Amphibia; Anura; Pipidae. Bases 1 to 1866 code for a protein of 621 amino acids.
AUGGGGAGCUGUGUAGCCUUCACAUCAGUUAUCACACAGAAUUCUGAUAUUGUUCAUGAAAAUGAAAAUAGGAUUGCUGUUGAGAUUGAGAAGACCACUGCUAAUGUGAUUGUCCUGUUUAUUAGCACAAAAUUCACUUACGGUUUUGCACACUUAUUUUCUCUUCACAAAAUCCCCCCAAAGUUAUGGAUCACCUCUUCUUUUAUCCCCAGUAUUUUGACAUUUAAACAAGAGAAGAUGGAAACCACAUUAAAUGGCUCUUUGUCCUUGAUGAUCCAGGAAGGAGAGAUCCCCGGCUUUGAGCAGUUCUUCUAUACAUUUUCUCCCAACAACUACCCUAACGAUGCACUAAUUGUAUCUACAUGGCAAAACUUAUUAAAAUGUUAUUUUAUAGACAAUCCCAGCUCUAUAAGGAAAAUUCCAGGUAAACCAGAUCUCAGAACCUGCACAGGGAAUGAGACUAUGAGUGAGGCAGAUGUAUCAGUGUAUGGGAAUCACCAUUACAGAGUCACUUAUAGAGUUUACACUGCAGUCUAUGCACUGGCACAUGCCCUGCACAAUCUCAACUCUGUUCAGCCACCAGCCAAUCACUGGGACAGUAAAGUUAAACCCUGGCAGCUGAACCAAUUUGUACGCAAUGUGACCUUUACUACUUUUCCCAAUGACACCCACUCCUUCAACAAAUAUGGGGACCCCCCGGCACGCUUUGACAUUAUAAAAUGGCUUUUCUCUCCGGGGCAUCACAUUGUUACAAGAAAAAUUGGAGGUUUUAAUGUAUCAGACCACAAGGCACAAUUUUAUAUAAAUCACAGCGCUGACUUGUGGGGCCCACUCUUCAACAUGAUCCCUCAGUCUCUCUGCAAUGCACCUUGUGCCCCGGGACACAGAAAGUCUAAAAGAGAAGGGGCACCAUCUUGUUGUUAUGACUGUGUCCCGUGUGUAGAUGGGGAAAUGUCCAACACAUCAGAUUCUCCAAACUGCUUCAGAUGCCCUGGGUAUGAAAUGUCCAAUGAACAGAGAACUGCUUGUGUUCCCAAAAUGAUAAACUACCUUUCCUAUGAGGAGACUCUGGGGGCCAGUUUAGCUUCCAUUGCCUUGGUGCUCUUCCUCACAACUUCUGCUGUACAGGGAGUUUUUGUGAAAUAUUGGGAGACUCCUAUUGUGAGAGCCAAUAACCAAAACCUCAGCUGUCUCCUCCUCAUCUCUCUCAUGUUGUGUUUCCUCUGCACUUUAUUAUUCAUUGGGCGCCCAACUCAGAUAUGUUGUCUCCUCCGACAAGUAACAUUUGGGAUUGUAUUUACUAUUUCUGUUUCUUCUGUGUUGGCUAAAACUCUCACAGUUAUUAUUGCCUUCAAUGCCACAAAGCCUGGGAGCAAGCUGAAGAAGUAUGUAGGAACCCAACUGGCCAUUGUAUUAGUUAUAAUAUGCUCUUUGGGUACAAUUGGAAUCUCUACUGUGUGGAUGGCUUCUAAUCCACCAUUCCUGGAAGCUGAUAUGUUUUCUGAAAUGGACACCAUUAUUUUAAAGUGCAAUGAGGGAUCAGUCACUUUCUUCUUCUGUAUAAUUGGAUAUAUGGGAACGUUGGCCCUACUAAGUUUCAUUGCUGCAUUUCUAGCCAAGGAUUUCCCUGACCGAUUUAAUGAGGCUAAAAACAUCACUUUCAGUAUGUUGGGGUUCUGUAGCGUGUGGGGGGCAUUUGUCCCUGCAUACCUGAGCAGUAAGGGCAGUAGAAUGGUGGCAGUUGAGAUAUUUGCCAUCUUAUCCUCCAGUGCUGGGUUACUGGCCUGUAUAUUUGCCCCCAAGUGUUACAUUAUAUUUCUCAGGCCUGAGUUGAACACAAGAGUAGCUGCUGCUCGAAAUUAUUAA